Molecule: messenger RNA, 2303 nt
Organism: Musa acuminata AAA Group (dessert banana)
Lineage: Eukaryota; Viridiplantae; Streptophyta; Magnoliopsida; Zingiberales; Musaceae
Exons: 4
Coding region: 350-1606 (418 amino acids)
Source: RefSeq, a predicted model, not a curated record
UCUUCGAGCCACGCCGCCGACGAACCUCUCGACGCCAUUAUUCUCCCCCUUUCUCGUCACCGUCACGGCCGUCUCUCUCUCUCUCUCUCUCUCUCUCUACCCGUCCCCUCUGUCUCAGCCGCCAUCCUUUCUCCUCUCUCGCUGCCUUCUGGAUGAUAAGGAUAAGGUAGUCUUGGAAUCAUUCAAUCGUUUAAUGCGCUAUCUAUCCCUUGAACCCUUGUGCAAGCCAUAUAUGUUUCUCCCACCUUUUGCUGAUGUGCACCUGCUGAUCAAAGGAAGGAGACACAGUCAUGUUGCUGCAUGCACAUAGGACUAGACAAAGGAGCACUGAUAUCUAACGUUGUGGCACAUGAUUCAAUCUACUCUUGCUCUUCACUGCAAGUCCAUAACGGGUAGGCGUAUUAGCUGUCUUCCGUUUUGGAAUUUGGCAUUCUACCACCAAGCUGAUGAACUUGGCAGUGAAGAGUUGCUGCCAUCAGAAUGGUACAGAGCAGCUGCUGCUAAAAUAAUCAGACUGACACAUGUUCUAAAAGAUGUCAAGCAGAUAGAUGGAAGGAUAAUCAGCAUCAAUGACAGCGCUGUCAUUACAGAUGACCAUAUCAUCAGCCAUAUGGAGACCUUCAAGUCGCUUGCGAAAGCGUUCAUCGAGCCUACCACAUUGCAGCUCUCCCAAAGGAAGACAAAUGCACUGGCUGCACCACUCAUAUCUCCAAAACUUUUCUGUAGAGCGAGUGAAAGGAGCUCGAUGACGCUGAUUUCACUUACCCAAGUUUGUAACUUCCUUAAUGUCUCAGUUCAGAAGAGGAAGCAUGUUCGUUUGGCACUAUGUCCGCAAGUUACACAACACAGUAUUUGGUGGGGAGUGCUUGAGGAGGUUCUCCAAGACUUGAAACAUGAGAUGGACUGCUUAGCAUGCCAUUCUAAGGCUUUCGAGAUGGGUGAGCAGAUACUAUUCAGCUGUAUAAAGUUUUUGACAGAUAUCAAGGGUUCAAGUGCUUCCUCCCCGUCGUGGAUGCGACCAGCCCCUUCGAAUAAGGUCGAGAAGUCGCUGCCAUCACGCAAAUGGGAAGAAGUUCUUGAUAUGUUUGUUGAUCUCUCGAAGGUCUUGGGCCAAGAGCAGAACUUGACAUAUCACCUCUCCAAGCUUGAUAUCAUGAAAGAAGGAUUGUACCAAAUCAAGGAUAUUCUGGUUGAGAGAGACAUUAGUCACAAGGAAGUUCGACGGCAGGACUACCUAGUCCAGAAGAAGUUUACAAAGUGCUUGGGGCACUCUUCCAAGUGUUUGUUCACUCUAUUGCUGUAUUAUCUGCAUGGAACCAUCAGAGAUAUUGAAGUUGAGGUUAGUGGAGGGAUUUACGAGUGUGGUGGUACUACAUACUUGUACAUUGGAAAGAUCUUACAUUCUUCUGAUGAAGGGUCAAUAAGGAGUGGGAUUAUGCAGCUGAACAGAGCUUUGAGUGUUUACCAGCUUGUGUGGCAAACAGCAGCUAUGGAUGGAGUAUUGGAGUUGCAAGGACAUCUUUGGUGUCCUGAGGCCGAGGAAAGGUCUCUCACAUACAGAGGGAAUGUGUAUCACAUUCACAGGUUAAGCCAUGUCAGCAUGUGAUCAUCAACAACACUGGCAUGCGUCUGAUCAGCAUCCACUUCAGUGUCUGAUCAACACAUCCUUCAUUGGCUACGCCACCAGAUCCAUGGUGCCAUGACCUCCUGACUUCCCAGAUCAGAUUUGGUUUGGGUAACCUCUCACCGACCUAUAAAUGUGGGGCUCUCUUGUAAUUUCAUCUAUAGAAAUAUAUUCUACUUUCCCCAUCUCAUAUCAUAGCCUAACUUAAGAGUCCGAGUGGUGUUUUCUGUAACGUCCUUGACAUAAGUUUUGCAAGUUGGAUGCCUGAGUUGGCAUCCUUGAAAGCUUCAUAUAUUUUAGAGGAUAGUGGGAAGUUGUUAAAAGGGAACUUUUGAUAUUCUAUAAAAUUGAUUUUGUGGUAGAAGAGCUGCUGCAUUACUGGAAGAUUCUUAUUAGUAUCAUCCGGAGCUUUGUAAGAUGGUGAGGUAGCUUACUUGUUGUCAAAUGCUUGAUAAAUAACAAUUUAGAACUCUGGAUCCUAUGUUAUUGCUUACACUUGUGGGAUUGCAGUAUUUUGUGUGGUAAAUAAUGCCUAUUAUUGAAACCAAUACCGAUCUGUACCAUGUAUUAUCAUUUGAAUAACUGAUCAGUUCCGUCUUCGAUGUCGGACCUUUGUUAGAUCAAAAUUUUAGUGAAUAUAUUGUCUUAACUGUGAGGUUAAAUCACUCCAUCUUUUUGA